This is a messenger RNA of Symphalangus syndactylus (siamang), 1018 nucleotides long. RefSeq names its product protein Mis18-beta-like. Lineage: Eukaryota; Metazoa; Chordata; Mammalia; Primates; Hylobatidae. Gene Ontology annotation, cellular component: nucleus; chromatin; chromosome, centromeric region. The record is from RefSeq and is a predicted model, not a curated record. Gene Ontology annotation, biological process: chromosome segregation; CENP-A containing chromatin assembly.
AGAAACGAAGGCAGCGGCUGCGGGAAGAUGGCGGCUCAGCUGCUGCGGCAUCGCUCGCAUUGUGCAACGCCGCCCCGGGGUGACUUUUGUGAUGGCACUGAGAGGGCGAUUGACGAAGCUUCUUCUACGACCUCCAUGGAGUGGAAUACGCAGGUGGUGAAGGGGUCCUCGCCGCUCGGCCCCUCAGGGCUGGGGGCUGAGGAGCCGGCCGCCGGCCCGCAGCUGCCAUCUUGGCUGCAGCCUGAGAGGUGCGCUGUGUUCCAGUGCGCACAGCGCCACGCAGUGCUCGCCGACUCGGUGCACCUCGCCUGGGACCUGUCGCGGUCCCUCGUGGCCGUGGUCUCCUCCAGAGUUACAAAUAACGUCGUUUUGGAAGCGCCCUUCCUAGUUGGCGUUGAAGGUUCACUCAAAGGCAGCUAUCUCUUAAAAACAAAAGCCAUAGUAAAUGCAUCAGAGAUGGAUAUUCAAAAUGUUCCUCUAUCAGAAAAGAUUGCAGAGCUGAAAGAGAAGAUAGUGCUAACGCACGAUCGCUUAAAAUCACUAAUGAAGAUUCUGAGUGAAGUGACUCCUGACCAGUCCAAGCCAGAAAACUGAUCCUGUACCAAAGCUUGAAUGUUAGGUUCAGGCUUUAUUGCUGUCUUCAACAACAGGUGCUGCUUAGUCAUUUCUUGAAAAAGAUUGGCUUCAAGAAUGGAGGGGAAAUGCAGUUUCUAUUUACCUUUAGGCUCAUUUUCCAAAUUAUUUGUGAAGCUGUUUUUAGAACAUGAGAAACUAAGGAUUCUUCUCUUUUAUAGCUAUUUGCCUUAAGAACUUACUUUAGAUUCUUAUUGAAUUCAUAAUACUUAUCUCUGAAAAUGUCUUUGACUGUAAAUUUAGGAAUUAAGAUACACAGUCCCAUGUGUCCUCUGAUCCAAAGUUGCAUGGUUGGUCUGAAAAUAGAGUUGGGCUUAAUGUUGACUUCUAUUACUACUACGUGGAGCAGUUGUUAUGAAUACUAAUAAAUCAUUUUCUAACUUAU